This is a messenger RNA of Gastrolobium bilobum, 519 nucleotides long. RefSeq lists its product as uncharacterized. Lineage: Eukaryota; Viridiplantae; Streptophyta; Magnoliopsida; Fabales; Fabaceae. The record is from RefSeq and is a predicted model, not a curated record. The transcript has a single exon. The coding region runs from base 1 to 519 and encodes 172 amino acids.
AUGGGCAGAGUUUACACGCUGGAUCAACAUGUGGCGGACCGGGCAGCUGAACUACUUAAAGGUACGAUCAAUAUAUGUGGUGAAGAACUAUCUGUUUUAUUUGACCCUGGUGCGACCAAUUCCUUCAUUGCCGACUAUGUGGCAAAUGCAUUUAACUUAACUAUGAGCCCAAUGCAAUCCCCAAUGCAAGUCACCUCUGCGACGGGGGAAGUGACAGCGUCUCAGUUCAUAUGUAGAAAUGUAGAAUUCAGAUACAAAGGAAAGAAGUACAACCAAGACUUCAUAUUUCUCCCCUUAGCCAAACUAAACCUAAUAUUGGGAAUGGACUGGCUGGCCAAGCAGCGCGUAGUAAUUGAUUGUAGAAGCCAAAGUAUUAUAGUCGGCGGCCCCACUCCCCAGUACUUCACCGGUCGAAUCAAGAGAUUAUACUUCCAUGCUAAUAGCCGGCUUGGUAAGUGCAAGCGAGACGCUGCUGAUGAACAUUCCCGUGGUCAAAGAAUUCGAGGAUGUAUUUCCUGA